AUGGCAAAUGAGACUUUUCGAAUUACUCCUACUGGUACUUGCAGGAUUCCAUUUAGUUUUAUGGGGAGCUAGCAAUAAGAAAUAAAUUUAGAAGUUAUAAAAGAGAAACCAACAAGGGAACAAACUCAAAGAGAUUUUGUAGGUUAGACCUUGUCUCCCAAUGCCUCUACAAUAAAGAGAAGUUAUAAUAAUGAAACAGAUAUCGAAUUAUAAAAUAACCCAUUUUAUAUGACUCCUGUGGAUUAUGACUGUUCUAAUUGGAUCUAUAAGACUCCACAAUAAUCGAAUAAAUAGGUUCCCAAGUGUAAUCCACGAAUUCAAUAAAAAAAUAGAACAAACUUACAAAGAUAAUAGGAUUCAUUGCAUGAACAAAGUACAUCAGUCAAAAAAAUAACUACUUAAGAGUUUUCAGAAGUACAGGUAAAAGUGUUUGAGGAGAAGCAAUGCAAAUUUUGCAAUGAAUAAGAUUGGUCUGUGCAUUUGAUCAGACCAUGUUUAUGUAAGGGAGGGUAGUAGUAUGCUCAUCAAAAAUGUGUGUAGAAUGAAAUUGAAGCUAAUUAUAUGGAUUUCAACAGGAGAUAAUUUAUCAAAAGAUUGCAGUGUGAUUUCUGUAGAUUCUAAUAUGUAAUUAAAACAUACAAAGAAUACAGUGUAAUGAAAUCCUUAAAAGACCCAUUGAAAUUCAAUAAACUAUUUUGGUUAAUGUCAUCAGGUGUUAUUUUGGCUAGUUUAAUUGUGGCGACAAUAAUACUAAUUUCAUUAAAUGUUGGAUCAAUGAGACAAUAGAUUGAAUCACUCAUUCUCACAAUAGUGGGAUGUUUGACUUGUGUAUUAUUGGUCAUAAUUUUGAUAUUCAACAUUUUCGAACUGAUUGUCAUAUUCGAAUGGAAAGUAAUGGAUAAGGAUCAUCAAAAUAUCGAAGAUCAUGGAUUAAGAAUGAGCUAAGAUGAACUUAAUUUAAUGUUGGAAUUGGCAAGAUAAAAGUUGGAUAAACAAAUAUCUUAAGUCUAUCCACAAUAACAAAGCUAAAUUCCUUAUUGA
Messenger RNA from Paramecium tetraurelia, 1041 nucleotides. RefSeq lists its product as uncharacterized. The transcript has 3 exons. Gene Ontology annotation, biological process: protein polyubiquitination. Gene Ontology annotation, cellular component: cytoplasm. The record is from RefSeq and is a predicted model, not a curated record. NCBI's taxonomy places the organism in Eukaryota, Ciliophora, Oligohymenophorea, Peniculida, Parameciidae. Gene Ontology annotation, molecular function: ubiquitin protein ligase activity; zinc ion binding.